Molecule: messenger RNA, 489 nt
Organism: Cryptosporidium muris RN66
Lineage: Eukaryota; Apicomplexa; Conoidasida; Eucoccidiorida; Cryptosporidiidae
Exons: 1
Coding region: 1-489 (162 amino acids)
Source: RefSeq, a predicted model, not a curated record
AUGUCAGGAGAGAAUUUAAAGAUGAUACAUCAUAACACACCACAUUUUAAUGGCGCUGGCGGCAAAGUAAAACGAUCUCCUACUGCAGUUUUUACAAACAAAGGAAUAAAUGCCUCUAAGAUUAAAAAAGACAAUCAUAAACACAAUGUACAUUUUGAACAUUCAAAUGGGGAUAAAAAAAAGUUGAAUGGAUCUAAAGAACAUCAUAAUAAAGGCAAUCAUCAUGAAUGCAUAAAAUCUAAUAAUGAGCCCAAUAAUGUUACAGAAGAUCCUAUAAAUCAUCAUAUUGUGGUGCAUAGUGAUCACAAAGAGUCUGAACAAAGUAGUCAAAAAAAAGUUAAUGAAGAAAAUUCACAUACAAAGAAAUCUAAGAAAUCUUUUACAAAAAUACAAAGAUUUCAAAUGGCCUUCCUAGGAAGUCUUGUGGCAGCUAAUGUAGUUGUCUUUACUGCGGCAUUUUGUUUACCAGUAUCUUAUUUCCCUAUAUAA